This is a messenger RNA of Stylonychia lemnae, 1095 nucleotides long. The record is from the annotation of a GenBank genome assembly. NCBI's taxonomy places the organism in Eukaryota, Ciliophora, Spirotrichea, Sporadotrichida, Oxytrichidae.
AUGUAUAAGGGUAUCUAUGAAAUGGGAUUUGAAAAUCCCUCACCAAUCUAAGAGGAAACCAUCCCACUUGCUCUUGAAAAUAAAAAUGUAAUUGCUAGAGCCAAAAAUGGUACAGGUAAAACUGCAUCAUACUCCAUUCCAAUCAUUCAAAAGAUCGACAGCACAAAGAACUAGAUUCAAGCCUUAGUUCUAGUUCCCACUAGAGAACUUGCCAUGCAGACUUCCCUUGUCAUUAAGGAAUUAGGAAAACAUAAGAAGAUAGAGUCGAUGGUAUCUACAGGAGGAACAUCGGUGAAAGAAGACAUCUAUCGUCUUUAUCAGACAGUUCAUGUCAUCGUCGGUACUCCAGGUAGAAUUUUAGAUCUAGCUUCAAAGGGAGUAGCAAAUUUGGAGAACUGCAAUAUGCUCAUUCUUGAUGAAGUUGAUAAAUUAUUGUCUGUGGAUUUCAAAACUAUUGUUGCAAGAAUCAUUGAGAUUAUGCCAAAAACCAAGUAGAUCAUGCUCUUCUCUGCCACCUAUCCAAUUGAAAUCAAGGAAUUCCAAGAAAAGUACAUUCAAGAAGCUAAUUUUAUCAAUCUUAUGGAAGAACUCACUCUAAAGGGAGUUACCCAAUAUUAUGCCUAUUUAGAAGAAAGAGAGAAACUACAUUGCUUGAAUACUUUGUUCUCGAAACUAGAUAUUAACCAAGCCAUUAUUUUCUGCAACUCUGCCAAGAGAGUAGAAUUGCUAGCUAAGAAAAUCUCACAACUUGGCUACUCCUGCUUCUACAUCCAUUCUAAGAUGCAAUAGAGUGAUAGAAAUAGAAUAUAUCACGACUUCAAGAAUGGAGAGACCAGAUGCUUAGUGAGCACAGAUCUUUUCACCAGAGGUAUAGAUAUCAUGUCGGUAAACGUUGUUAUCAACUUCGAUUUCCCUAAGAACACUGAGACAUAUCUCCACAGAAUUGGUAGAUCUGGCAGAUUCGGUCAUCUUGGUUUAGCCAUAAACUUUAUCACCGAGGACAACAAGAGCGAUCUAUUCACUAUUGAAGAUGAGUUGAACACUAAGAUCAACCCCAUUCCUUAGGACAUUGAUAAAAAUCUCUACACUGUCUGA